AAAACCGUGUCACUAAUCAAAAUUUUGGGAAGGCUGCCAUGUUAUCACUACUGUCAUUUCAAAAUGACGCUGCGGCUCCAAAAGUUUAUGGGUUUACUGGUUUUUUUACUGGUUUUAUGUCUUUUUGAUGAUGCUUUUGCUUUAAAAUGCUAUGAUUCAGAAAUGCAGACGGCAAAUUGUGAACCUAUUCAAUUAUGGUGUAUCAAGUUUAUAAAUGGUUCUACAAUAACUCGUGGAUGUGCAAAUGUGAACGACUACUGUUAUGAUGAGGAUGAAGGAUGCUACCCGACACGCGAGGAAAAUGGCGUCACACAAAAAUGGUGUUGCUGCCAAAAAGACAUGUGCAAUUCAGUAAAUUCUCCCAUGGCACUUUUUUCAGUUUUCUUUAUAGUUGUUUCGUUGUGGGUAUACUUUUGAAGCUUUAUUUUCAAUUUUAGUUUUUUUUUUAAUUUUGAAUUCUUUCAACAUAAAUAAAUAAACUGAACAACUAUGAGGUUAUAAAAAAAAAUAAACAAUGCAUUGAAU
Molecule: messenger RNA, 525 nt
Organism: Caenorhabditis elegans
Lineage: Eukaryota; Metazoa; Nematoda; Chromadorea; Rhabditida; Rhabditidae
Gene: ZK287.9
Product: Activin_recp domain-containing protein
Exons: 3
Coding region: 64-417 (117 amino acids)
Source: RefSeq, marked reviewed